Molecule: messenger RNA, 1398 nt
Organism: Panicum hallii
Lineage: Eukaryota; Viridiplantae; Streptophyta; Magnoliopsida; Poales; Poaceae
Exons: 3
Coding region: 1-1320 (439 amino acids)
Source: RefSeq, a predicted model, not a curated record
AUGUCUCCCUUGUUCCUUGCGCUGCUCGUCGCGUUCGCGUCCGCGACGGCGGCGGCGGCAGCCCUCGACGACAGCGCGAGAGGCCACGGCCACCGGCUGAAGUCCAGGACGUUCCUGUCCCCGCCCUUCUCCCUGCGCCCGGGCGCCGUCUCCAACAAGUGGUACAUGGACGUGGCCUUCCCGCGCGGCCACCUCGCGCUCAAGAGCUUCAACGGCGAGGUCGUCGACGCACGCGGCUCCCCCGUGCCGCUCUACGAGACCUACCUCCACCACUGGCUCGUGGUGCCGUACUACCCCGCGGCGAGGGGCGGGGAGGGCUUCCUGAUGCGGACCAACUCCGGCGUGUGCCGGGACACGCUGGGGCAGUACUUCGGGCUGGGCGCCGAGACCCGGCACACCGCGACGUGGGUGCCCGACCCCUACGGCGUCGAGGUCGGGGGCGACCCGCCGCCGGAGGGGUACGGGGAGGAGAGGUGGGCGCUCAACGUGCACGCCAUCGACACGCGCGGCGCGGCCGACCGGCCCGGGUGCACCGAGUGCAGGUGCGACCUCUACAACGUGACGGUGGACGAGGACGGGCGCCGCAUCGGCGCGGGGUACGCCGGCGGCACGCGCUGCUGCUACGACCAGACGCGGUGCAGGGUGGAGGACGGCUUCGUCGACGGCGAGCCCCGGGAGCUGUUCCUGCGGUACACCGUGAUGUGGGUCGACUGGAGCGACGCCGCCGUCGUGCCGGUGAGGAUCUACAUUCUCGACGUCGCCGAUGAGGCGCUGCUCCAGGGGAAAUCCAAGCCUGAUUGCAUGCUGGAGUACACGGUCGAGGAAUGCAGCUCAGAAAGCCGAGCGAGAAACGAUUGCGUCGACGUGAAGGUGGCCAAAGAGGUGUUGCCGCGGGGAGGCGACGUCGUCUACGCCGUCGGGCACCAGCACGCAGGUGGCAUCGGAACUUCUCUACACGGUCAGGACGGGCGGCUGCUGUGCUGGUCGACCCCGACGUACGGCUCCGGGCACGAGGCCGGCAACGAGGCGGGGUACGUCGUGGGCAUGUCGGCGUGCUACCCGGAGCCGGGCGCCGUGAGGGUGCGCGACGGCGAGGCGCUGACCAUGGUGUCCAACUACACCGGCGAGCGGCGGCGCACGGGGGUGAUGGGCCACUUCUACCUCCUCGUGGCCGACGGGCGGGAGGAGCCGCGGCAGCAGCAGCCGGCUCCCAGCAAGCGGCGGCGGCGGCCGUCGCUGUGCUUCAGCUUCCCCGUCCCAUGGUGCGCCCCUGCAUGGCUGUCGAUCGGGCAACCUGCCAUGGAAGACGACGAUGCCUAGAAAGCAAGCACAAGCAUGAGUGAUGAGUCGGCAAGGAGGACGAGCUAGCCGCAAUCAUCAUGUAUACGUCGUCGCUCC